CUUACAAUAAUUUAUUUUUGUCAUUCAUUUCCACUCUCGAUCCUCGCUUUCUUUUGCAUUUAUUUUCUACACCGAAACUCGACAACGCAACAAUCCAAACACGCCUCCAUAGUUGGGAAAUUUCUACUACUAAAAUAUGCGAUACAAAACAAAACGUCUGUAGAUGCGAUAUUCCAGUGUGCGAGAGUGUCACUGGAAGUUCUGGAUAGGAAGAGGGUGAUGAAUGCGUUUAAUGUGAAAAUUUUAUUUUAGUUUUAAGAAAAACCUAACUAUUGCCUGAAGCAUGAAGAAAAUGAAAUUAAAAGGAAAAUGAUAAUUAAUUUCUUAAGAGAAGGGACACGUCCUCGAAAGCCACGUCAUCUGUAACACCGAAUUUCUUUUCAGUCUGGUAGGUAACGAGACUUUUCAAUUAUCAGAUGAAGGGAAGGGAAGAGAAGAGGAAUGUGAAGAGUGACGAAGAUGGCGGAAGAAAAAGAAUCAACGUCAAUUCCUCUCAGUCAAGGGGAUAAUGCAUCUCGCGAUGAUCCCGAAGACCCAGCCAAGUCUCCACCAAGCUCCCCCAACUCCUCCACUCGCAGGGCUUGCUGCUUUGUUCUCCAGAGUUGGGUCUCAAAGAAAUUUAUGACUGGAUGUGUAGUUCUUUUUCCAGUUGCUGUUACCUUCUUUGUUACAUGGUGGUUUAUUCAGUUUAUUGAUGGUUUCUUUAGUCCAAUAUACUCCAGGCUUGGCAUUGAUAUAUUUGGACUUGGUUUCAUUACAUCAUUAGCUUUUGUAUUUCUUAUUGGUGUUUUUGUUUCAUCAUGGAUGGGAGCUACUGUUUUCUGGAUUGGAGAAUGGUUCAUUAAGCGAAUGCCCCUUGUUAGGCAUAUAUACUCUGCAUCCAAGCAGAUUAGCGCUGCAAUAUCUCCAGAUCAAAAUACCACUGCCUUUAAAGAGGUAGCCAUUAUCCGUCAUCCACGUGUUGGUGAAUAUGCCUUUGGCUUUAUUACAUCAACUGUUACUCUACAGAAAGAUAAUGAAGAUGAAGAGCUUUGUAGCGUUUUUGUCCCUACGAACCAUCUGUAUAUUGGCGAUAUAUUUCUGGUUAACUCCAAAGAUAUUAUAAGACCAAAUCUUUCUAUUCGAGAAGGCAUAGAAAUCAUUGUUUCCGGGGGAAUGACCAUGCCGCAGUUGAUAACUCCGGUUGAAAGGGCUACUCGACCGAAUGAAAGAAUAUCUUUAAAUAGAAUUGGAUAAAGGAUUAAAUCUGUUGAAACCAUGUGGGUGAUGGAAAUUAUCAGUCUGAACCUCCAUUUAUUUUAAUAUACGAAAUUUGUUGUUUAAUAUUUUGUUAAUUAUUGUCUGUUCCAAGCUGAGCAAGAUAACUUGUAGAACUGUAGUUGUAAGCUUGUAAUCACAUCGCUUUUUUUGCUCUACCAGUUAUCCCCCAACUUCAGGCUGACACAUAUUAACUCCAAAGUAUUAAUAUAUGCUCGAAAGUCUGCGUAUUCUUAACAUUAGAUAGGAUCUCUGUCUAUAUGUAAUGGAUGGAAAUUUUAUA
This is a messenger RNA of Vigna radiata var. radiata (mung bean), 1540 nucleotides long. RefSeq names its product protein LIKE COV 2. NCBI's taxonomy places the organism in Eukaryota, Viridiplantae, Streptophyta, Magnoliopsida, Fabales, Fabaceae. The coding region runs from base 460 to 1236 and encodes 258 amino acids. Gene Ontology annotation, cellular component: Golgi apparatus. The transcript has 8 exons. The record is from RefSeq and is a predicted model, not a curated record.